UGUCCGACCGACGGCCCGUUUCAGAUUCCUUUCCUUUCCUUGCUGUCGCGUUUUCUGCCCGAUUGUUCGCUCGCUCGGAUCCUUUUCCCUCGCCUUGCUGGAUUCGUCGUCACUUCACCUGCGCUCUCGCCUCGCCUCGCCACCUCGCCUUCAACUCGUGUAGCAUGAUGGUAGCUCCUCGCGUGAACUGUCUGGCGCUACGCAUUAGCACCCUGGCUGCGCCAGGCGGUCGUUCUUUACUGUCACGGCCGGUAUUGUCACGGCUCGUGUCAUCCGCGUGUCGGUGGAUUCACGCUGCUGAGUCCUCUAGAAUAAAGGCACGGAAUCUGCUAGAAAAGAGAGCAGCCUGCUCGUUGCGGCAACGGGGCUCCCAAGUUACUUUGCUGAAAUAGCUCAUUUCGGAAUCUAACCACCUCGACCAGAGUCACAAUCCUGAUGAUAGUAAGGGUUCUGAAUCUCUAGAGUCUAUAAGGACUGGCAACCCCAUCAUUGGCCAGCCUUAUUUUUAGACUUGUCAGAACUAUUCUCUUCUCAGUGUGAGAAUUCUCCUCGGCUUUGCUGCCAGUGAAGCAGCGUCUCGUGGAAACUCUCGUGGAAACUGACAGCGUUAUAUCCAUCCGGCCUGACUAAGGCUGCUUCUGGGGAAACGCCAGUGCGGGAAAUUGCACUGACUGACUCAGAGCGAAUUGCACUGAACUCGGGAGUUCGUGACUACUACUUCCACGAAUCAGUCGCCGGCGGUCGUGAUGCGUGCGCUGCAGCAGACCAUGCAAGGACGGCACAUGAUAGUGCAAGGCCGGCGGAAUGGGCGUCAACGCCCCUUGUGCCUUCUCCUUCACUUGCUUCUGAUUGCUGCAUGGUCUGCUGCAGUAGCAUCAGCAGCAGUGGCGGCAGCAGGAGCAGGCUCCCACAAAGAGGAGGCUGCUGAAACCAGUGCAUCUGGUGCGCCUGGUGGGUCUGGUGCGUCUGUCCAGGCGUCUGCUAGCCCUGCAUCAGGAGCCGCCGUUUCCAAGGGUUCAUCACUUAAAUCACCUGACAUCGCACUGUUCAACAAAUCGGCCAGGCUUUCUGGUUCUAGUAUAAGGGAUCAUCAUACCGGCGCAGGACAUUUCUCUAUUACUAAAGGAAAUCAUCAUACCGGCGCAGGGAAGUUGAAGCAACGGCCACGCAGGCUCCCAUGGGGAUUGGCGAGCCAGAUAGGUUCCCUCAGGAAAUGGCCACGUGGAUCCAGUCAAUGUACGUGCUCCACGUCAUCAUCACAACCGUUGCUGCGAUGGCUGCGUCCGCAUAAGACAAGGAGAGGCGAGGAGGGCUGUGGGAAGGGACGGAGGGGCAAGGGGAAGAGGAGCAAGGGGAAGAGGAGCAAGGGGAAGAGGAGCAAGGUGAAGAGGAGCAAGGGGAAGAGGAGCAAGGGGAAGAGGAGCAAGGGAAAGAGAAGCAGAUCGAAGAGAGGCAAGGUAGUGACUGGCUUAUUGAAGGCGAAGAAGCGUCUGUGCACCGCGGUGGGAUGUGCAAAUGAUGAAAGUCGGAGGAGGGAGGAGAGUAGGGGAAGGCGUGUGAGUAGGGCGUCAGGCAGACCCAAAUCUCCAGCGGAAACUCCACUGAAGCCACCUGCUCAAAUGACGCCUGGCCAGAAACCACCUGCUCCAAGAACGCCUGGUCAGAAACCACCUCCUUCAAAAACACCUGGACAAAAACCACCUGCUCCAAUGAUGCCUGGUCAGAAGCCACCUGCUUCAAAAGCACCUGGACAGAAAGCACCUGCUCCAGUAACACCUGGAUCAAGAUCACCUGCGAGUCCAGGUUCAUCUGGAGCACCAGCUGGCCGCCACGUCAGCAUGAAAUCGCAGCAAGGCUCACUGCAAACACCAGCAUCAGGCGACUCAUCUAUGGAACCAUCAGGCAAGCCUGUGAUCAACGCCACAUACAAGGCUGUAGCGCCGUCCCCGGCUGUAGCGCCAUCUCCUGCUGUAGCGCCAUCUCCUGCUGUAGCGCCAUCUCCUGCUGUAGCGCCAUCUCCUGCUGUAGCGCCAGCUAGUGGCGGUGUUGCUGAUUCCCCUAAUUCUUCCAGUGCGUUUGGUGCAGCUGGUGCUGCUGGCUCUGCUGGUUUCCCCAGCACAGCAGCAGCAUCUCCCUCUCCUCCCCCGGCUGCAGCGCAGCAGCCCAAGCCGAAGUACUUCUACGAGAUGGGCAAGAUCCGGGUGUCAGGCAUCCACACUGCUCUGACUCACUAUAAGACGAUCCUUUAUAUAGAUCGCACGGACGUCAGCAACACUUAUGCCAAGCUGCCAAACGGAAGAACGGCAUAUGCGGAGGAGUACAGCUUCGAAUCGAGGUCCCUCAGGGCUCUUGACGUCAAGUCCAAUGUCUUCUGCUCUGCAGGUGCCAUCGACCAAUACGGUCGGCUCAUCAGCAUCGGCGGCACGUCAGACGCCAACGCCACCAACCUGGCCGACCCUCUCCUCGACGGGGCUGCCUCCAUCCGCUCCUUCACUCCCUGCCCCCCUGCUGCUGCUGCUGCUGCUGCCAAUACUGCUGCCAAAAACAGCAGCAGCAGCAACAAUAGCUGCGAUUUCUCCCUGGUAGGAAGAUGACCUCCAAGCGCUGGUACCCCACGGCUCAGCUGCUUCCAGACGGGCGGGAUAUUCGUCAUUGGAGGCGCCAACGUCUUUGGCAAUGUGGCUAUCAAUUCCUUUCGAGACAACAACCCCACCUACGAAUUUUGGCCGAGGAAGGAAGCAGAAGGCAACUACAAGCUGCGCUUUCUGGAAGAAACUCUGCCCUACAACCUCUACCCAUUUGUGCACCUGCUGCCUUCUGGACACCUGUUCAUAUUUGCGGGGCAGCAGGCAAUUCUCCUCAACUACACCACAAACUCAGUUUAUCGCACGCUUCCCCCUCUGGACGUCUCUCGCUUCGGCCCAACCAACGCCAACAUCUUCCGUUCCUACCCCGUCACUGGCUCGUCCGCCAUGCUACAGCUCUCCUCAGG
Molecule: messenger RNA, 2992 nt
Organism: Closterium sp. NIES-67
Lineage: Eukaryota; Viridiplantae; Streptophyta; Zygnematophyceae; Desmidiales; Closteriaceae
Source: the annotation of a GenBank genome assembly